This is a messenger RNA of Bipolaris zeicola 26-R-13, 414 nucleotides long. RefSeq lists its product as uncharacterized. The annotation marks the transcript as partial. Lineage: Eukaryota; Fungi; Ascomycota; Dothideomycetes; Pleosporales; Pleosporaceae. The transcript has 2 exons. The record is from RefSeq and is a predicted model, not a curated record.
CCCCCGCCUUUUCACUAUUACCACACCCCAACGUACUCAAGUCGCUUACACCAACAAAACAAUGAAGGGUUACUUCAGAAACCCUUGCAGACUUCCUCUAUCGCACCAUCCCCGCCGCCAUCAUUCUCUUCACCUAUCAAUUUUACACAGGGAAAAAUCACAACUCCAGUGCCAUCCUUCCCUUAUCCACAUACUCUUAUAGCAACGGGGGCCACCUCAAUUUUACUGUUAGAGAAACCCAGAAACGAUAAAAAUACACUCUUAUUCGCACCAAACUUUUUCCCGAGGAGACUGUGGCGCCCAUACCCAUGCUCCGCCGUGUAUCCAUCACAAAGUAUCUGUUACGGCGAUAUGCUGUCGCCCGCCACCGCCGCCACCGCCGCCGCCACAAGAGCUAUGCUUACAUGUACAUGA